CGUCGUCGUUCCUCCUCCCCUUCUCUCGUUCCUUUUCCUUUAUGUAAUUCCUUGUCGAGCUCCAAACAGCAGUUUACUACUGAACGGCCGCCAGGCGGCACAACAACAACUUAAACCAAACAUGGCUGAGGUCUUGACGAACAGCGGAGCGGCGAGCAAAGACGCGAUGAUGUCGGCCGCGAAAAUACCGACCACCACAUCGAGUCCGGCAACAGAUUUAACGAAAUUGGCUUCGCUGACGAUAAAGAACGGCGUACAACCGAAAAUUGUCAUCAUCGGAGCCGGCAUUGCAGGAAUUUCUGCCGCUGAAUACCUCACUAAAAAUGGAUUUACCGAUAUUACAAUCUUGGAAGCUUCUAAUCGAACGGGCGGUCGAAUAUGGACCAUCUCUGAUGAAGAAGGUCGGAAAGCCGAAAUGGGAGCUAACUGGAUACACGGCAUUGAGAAAAACCCAAUUUACCAGAUCGCUGAAAGUAAUGAGCUUUUACAGUUGCGUAACAAGAACAAAACCCUACGACAUAAACGCCUUUUUCUGCAGGAGGAUGGGUCAAGCAUCUGUGGCGAAGUCCUAAACAAAGUCGAUCUUGCUUUCGGCCAGUGUAUGGUUGAAUGUGAAGCUUUUUUCAAGGAUGAUAUGGAUAUACCCGGCAACAUGGAAAGCGUUGGAGAUUACAUUGAUCAGGAUCUUUAUUACCAUCUUGACAACUUAUCUUACGAAGAAAGAAAGCGCUUCUUACUCGUCUACGAGCAGCGUGUCUCAUCAGAAUGCAUCAUUAAUGGAUGCAAUAGCCUCUUUGAUGUGUCACUAAGUGAUAUUGGUAGCUAUGAAGAGCUGCCUGGAAUCCACUAUACUAUUCCCCCAGGUUUUGAGAAGGUUAUUGAAAUUCUCAAGAGCAAUAUCCCACCAAAUUCUAUUCUUUUAAACCAUCCUGUGCGCUGUAUACACUGGGCUCGUCCAGUGAACUGUGAGAAUAGAGAACACCCAGUGUGUGUCGAGUGCGAGAACCAAGAACUAUUCCAGGCUGAUCAUGUGAUAGUCACAGUUUCCCUUGGUGUGCUAAAGGCAGCGUGCAACCGAAUGUUCAACCCACAGAUACCAAAUCGGAAGCUACUAGCCAUCGAUCAUCUGGGUUUCGGUAUUGUAGAUAAGAUCAUUUUGGAGUUUGAUCGAUCCAUAAUUGACUCAGACACAAAGCUUAUAAAUCUGCUCUGGAACAGUAAGAGAGACUCAAACAAAGAGAACUUCCGGAGCCCGAACCUCGGAGACACCUGGGUGAGAGGUAUUACCUCAUUUGAGGUCAUUCACAAGAAUGUUUUAUUGGGCUGGCUAUGUGGUUCCAGUGCCCUCUUUAUGGAGUCAUUAACAGAAGAACAAGUUGCUAAAGACUGUGCAAAAGUUCGCAAGUUCCUUCAAAACCCAAACAUUCCAUUGCCCAAAGUCAUUCGUACAAGAUGGGGCAACAAUCCAUACACUCGUGGUUCCUAUAGCUACAUCCAUAUCCAUUCACACAUCGAAGAUAUCUACACCUUACAGGAACCAUUGCAAAGCCUGCACAGUAACAGUCCUCAAGUGUUAUUCGCAGGUGAAGCCACUCAUGAGUGUUUUUACUCUACCACGCACGGGGCCCUGUUGACAGGCUGGAGAGAAGCAGAGAGGAUAAAAGACAUGUACACUUUGACGACUUCAUCGUCGUCGUCUUCAUCACCCUCCAAAACUACAAUAUCCUCCACAGCUGCUUGUUGCCCAACACCUGUGGUCGCAUCGUAGUAGUGAUUGCUUCUUCUCUCUCUCUCUCUGAGAUUUUUUUUUUUCCAUUUUUUUUUUCCUGUUGUCACCAGCUGGGUUGGGUAGACCUCCAUUUAUAAAAGGUGACAAUCAGCAAAGAAGGGAAAGGAAGUCUCCAAGGGGUUGGAGCAAGGACGGGACAAGACAAAACAAGACAGAAUAAGACGGGACAGGGCAGUGAAACGAAAAGCAACGGAGGAACAGAGGAGCAAGUGGAAUUUAAAUUCUCCGAUUAAUGUUGCCUCGUGUAUUGUUCAUUCUGACAUACAGACUGCCUGAACGUGUCCUCAGAUCAGGGUCCUUCUGUCUGUUUGUAUAGAAUGAGUUUCCCUCUAUGACUGCAAUAAUUUUUUUUUUUGCAAGUAUAGAAGCAGUAAUUUUUUUUUUUUUUGGUGUGCCUAUAGAUGCCAUGUCUACAACUUAGUUCACACGUGACUAGGUGUAUAUGAAUUAUUAUACUGCAAGGGAGAUUGUUUUCCACUUACCUAUAAUUUAACUGGUCGAGAUCAUUGAUAGGUUAUUGAAUGUCUGUAUGCAUCUGUUGUGAUUAGCUCUCAGGUGCGUUUAGGUAAUUAGGUACAAUUAAAAUACGCAGGUAUCUAUAUUCAUAAGUGUGUGCAUGUGUAUACAAUAAAACAUUUCUCAUGGAUAGUGACUCAUAGCUGCAUUUUUUUUUUAAAUUUUAAAUACUGAUUCUUAGACGUUUUGUUUCAACACUCAAGUUUAUUAUAUGCUAAUAUUUCAACCAACAAACUCCUGUACAGAUGCCGAUGAGGGAGUCACCACAACUACACUUUAUGUGUUAGGUAUAGCAUUUAAAUCUCCCUUAUAUAUAUCCUGUCCUGAAAGGGAACGGAGACGCGUUGGAUAAUGUAGUUCUAGAUGUACAGGAUAGUCAUAGCUGUAAAAUGCCUUUGAUCUGAGAUUUGAUCACUUAGGACAGGCCCGGGGUUUAACACAACUGUGUAUGUAAGUGUGUGUGUGUGUGUGUGUGUAUGUAUGUAUGUAUGUAUGUCUGUAUGUAUGUGUGUGUGUGUGCAUCCACUUGUAUAUGUUGAAGCAUAUCUACAUUAUAAUGACUGCAUGUGCAGUCAUAAAUACAGCUGCAUGUCUAAAUGUGCACAUUUCAUUUACAUUUUGAAAGCUGUGUGUGUGUGUAUGUAUGUGUGUGAGUGCUGCUGUUCAGCACAUUCGUUGGGUCUCAAGCUUAAAGCACUUGUAGGCUGUAUGCAUAUAUCUCUCUCGUGUGUUUUUACAAAAUAUAUGUAUAUAUAUAUAAAAAAAUUGGGUGCAUUUUUAUUAUUUAAAAUGUCAAAGAUGUAACAUCCUCAACUUUUUUCUUUCUUUCUUUCUUUUUUUUUCUUUUUUUUUUUUUUUUUGAAAUAUAUAAUUUCCUUCGUUAAAGAUCCUCAUCACCACAAAUUUCCUUUCCUCUUUUCUUGUUAGAAUUAAGGCCAAAAAUGUACAGGUGUAACAUGGCUUAGUAAUUACAAUAAUACUAGGUUUCCCCACUUGUGGCUGUUGAGUUCAUAUCUAACUUUACAUGUGUGGGCCCUUUUGGUUUUUGUUUUGUUGAUUUUUUUUUUUCCCCUUCUACCCCUUAAGGCAAGAUUUUUCACUCUGGUCAGCUUACAAAAUAAAUGCCCAGGCUGAUUGAAAUUAUUUAUUACUAAUAGAAAAGCAGUGAUGGAGUUGCAGAAACCUUGAUGCCAAAUGUAAAAAUACCUUGUGCUAUUUUGGUUCCAUCCUUCCCACAUUCUGUGCUCGAAUCCAGCUGAGAUCAACUUUGCCUUUUUAUCCUUCUGGGGUGUUCAACAGAACAAAGUACCAGUCAAUCGAUUUCUAGGGUGGGGAGAAUCAAUACAAUAAAGCACCAGUCAGUCACCUGUUCCUGCUCCUCAAAAAUUUUUUUUUUUUUUGCCAGUGUAAGAAAUUGUUAAUAUUAAUCAGUUAGAAACAAUGCUAGGAGACAGGUGCAAUGAGUAGUGAUAUAUAUACACAUACACACAUACAAGUAUUAAAUAUGUAUGUAUACAAAUAAGGUAAAAAUAGAAUGACUAGUUAUAGUAGGUGAGUGUGAGGUAGUGGACUUGCUUCCACCUGCUGGUUUAAAUGCCUCGUACAUACAUGGUCAUUGUGCUGGCUUUAACCCUUUGGCACUUAAACUGGCCAUAUCUGCCCCAAAUAUUGUGUGUUUUGUGUUCAAACUGGCUGGAUCCAGCCUCUCACACCUACUCAAUAAUGUCAUCCUGAAAAUAAGCAGUCACAUCAUUGAAAUCUUGAAGCUUCGAGAAUAAUACAGCGAUUAGUUCAAAGCGAUGUAAAUAUAUAAACAUUAGAUUGCAAAGAGCCCUCAGAGUGUUGAUGGGUUAAAUUUAAACCAGUUGUGAAUCUGGGUGUCUAACCUUGCACGUUUACAUCACAUGAUGGUUAAUAUACCCUGGUUUUAAUCAGGGUGGCGUUUGUCCACAUGACACUUGAUAAACUUCCUUUGUGUAUGUAUGUAUGUGAAUACAUAACAAUGUGGGUAUAAAUGCCUACAGAAGGAAGGGUAUUUGAUAUAUUAGGACUUUAUUUAUUCAUCCAAAAGUUAACCCUCAUUGCAACUUAGAAUCCCACAGGCUCGGGUGUAUGUACAUAUAUACAUUGAGAGAUUCAUUUGAAGCUGAUGGUUCACUCCAUUGCUUCUUAAUUUCUUGCAAUGUGUGUGUGGUGGCAUUUGGAAGGUAAUCUAGCCAUAGAAACCAUACCAAAACCGACCUGUAGCCUGGACAGUACUUCUGCUGGACAUCUCCUGUCAACCUGCCAACUCAUACCAGCAUGGAAAACAGACAUUAAAUGAUAUAUAUGUCUCCAAAUGUGCGUGCCUAAAUUUAAAACAAAUUUUGUUUUACCAGACUUAGAACUGUUCCCCACCACUUCCCACUUUUCCGCAUCAGCUGGUUUUCAUCCUAAUGCAACAAUCUGGAGCUAAUUUGACUCUCUCCACGCUGCCCACCUCCCUCCAUCCUUCCCAAUGAUUUGAACUAGGCUAAAAAUAAAAGGCUUGUAUAUAGGGGUGUGUGUGUGGUGGUCUUUCUGUCUCAUCACCUCCACCACCACCCUCUCUCUCUCUCUCUCUUUCUCUUCUAUUUCUUUAGCAAUGUGAUGAGUGAGUGUAAAGCAUUAUGUCA
Octopus sinensis (East Asian common octopus) is the source of this 4959-nucleotide messenger RNA. RefSeq names its product spermine oxidase-like. Lineage: Eukaryota; Metazoa; Mollusca; Cephalopoda; Octopoda; Octopodidae. Gene Ontology annotation, molecular function: polyamine oxidase activity. The record is from RefSeq and is a predicted model, not a curated record.